AUGGCAUUGCCGUUCAGCCGCUCCGAUGAGCAGAGCUUGGCCUAUGUCGCCGAUAUUGAGUCCGAACAGAAACAAGGCCUCCUGAUUGGCAGUGAUGGUAUCGGGCGGACAAACGAUAUCUUUGUUGAGAGUACUCCCAGAAGCAUGUGCUGUAAACAAAGAGGUCAUUCGAUCCGGCGCUUAGCGAAAGGCAUCGUGACGAUCAGCUGGAUGGGCCUUCUGGCGUAUGGUCUCAUUCGAUUUUUUUCUGGUACAGAGGUCGAGAUAAUCGAACCGUCUUCCCCUCACCCGCAGACUCGCCCUGCAAUUUGCCAGACACCAGAAUGCAUCCAUGCAGCCUCAGAGAUCCUUUUCAAUCUAGAUUCAAAAUACACCGAGGUUGAUCCUUGCACCAAUUUCGACCAAUAUGUCUGCGGUGGGUGGAGGGAGCGCCAUGAUAUGCGCGCCGACCAGGGAUCGAUCUUCACUGGGACAAUCAUGGAAGAGAAUGCCCAAACCCGGCUACGUCAUAUACUAGAACGCUCAAAUCCGCCAGAUGGUGCCGAUGACGGUAAUUUCAACAAACUCAAAGCUGCUUAUAAUGCUUGUCUGGACGAGACCACCAUCAGAGAACGUGGUACCAAGCCCUUGGUUGACCUGCUUACAGACCUGCAGAAGAUCUAUCCCGUGAAGAGCGGCCUUGUUUCUGGCACCCAAGAUCACCUCACUAAUGCCCUCUUGUUUCUUAUGAAAUCUGGAGUCGAUGCUCUUGUCUCCUCGGGUGUUUCUUCUGACGAUCGUGACCCUGACAAUGUUGCGAUAUUUGUACAACCCCCUCGGAAAAUUGGUCUUCCAGCGAGGGAGUACUAUAACAAGACGGACACAGUAGCCGAGUAUACUCAAACUCUGAAACAGGUACUUCAAGCCUUCGGCGGAUCGGACAAGAUUGCCGAAAAUGUUGUCGCUUUCGAGACAAAGCUUGCACAAGUGACGCCGGACACAGCGACCCAGGAAGACGUCACCAAGUACUAUAAUCCGCUUAGUAUCAAGGAAACCGAGUCAUUAAUUCCGGAGAUUUCGUUUUCCGCAAUCCUUUCAGAGUUGGCAUCCCAUGACUACAAGGGUGACCGACUGAUUGUGGGAUCCCCAUCAUAUAUGAAGGCCUUAUCUGAUAUUUUGAACGAUGCAUCGCGAGAGACUGUGUCGUUCUUUCUGCAAUGGAAGCUCAUCCAGGGUUUCUCAGACGACAUUGAAGCCGAUGCGAUUGUUCCUCUGCGGCAAUUCAAUAACAAGCUUGCCGGAAAAGACCCUCAAGCUACCGAGGAACGGUGGCGCAAGUGUAUUAAGAGCUUGGAUGAUGGCCUUGGCUGGAGUCUAAGUCGAUUUUACGUGCUUGAUUCCUUCCCUGAGGAGUCAAAGAAGCUCGGAGAUCAGGUUGUGUCGGACAUCAAGGAGCGGUUCGUUUUCACCUUGACCCAAACCGGCUGGAUGUCACCGGAGGUUCGGAAGCUGGGUAUCAAAAAAGUGGAAAAUAUUAUCCAGAAGAUUGGAUUCCCUACCAAGAGCCCCAAUGUGUUGGAUGCACAGGAUGUGGAGAAUCAUUAUCAAGGCUUGGAUGUGUCAAUGAACACUUUCUUUGAAAAUGAGCUGGCCGUGGCAAGCUUCAAGCUUCGUAAUGAAUGGGCCAAGCUGGGAAAGCCCACCAACCGCGAUGAAUGGGAUAUGACUGCGCCCACAGUUAACGCUUACUACAACCCUCCUGGCAAUGAAAUAGUCUUCCCAGCCGGGAUCAUGCAGCCGCCAGUGUUCUAUGGACCUGCCGCGCCGUUGUACCUGGCUUAUGGCGCGUUUGGUGCUGUCAGUGGUCAUGAGCUCUCUCAUGCAUUCGACUCGACCGGUCGGCACUACGACGAGACGGGAAACUACACAAACUGGUGGGACGACAAGACCGUUGAAGCCUUCGAGGAGCGUGCCCAGUGUUUUGUAGAUCAAUAUUCCAAAUUUACCGUGGAGGGCCCUGGCGAUAAAGUUCUCCAUGUCAAUGGACGCUUGACCUUAGGCGAGAACAUCGCCGACGCCGGUGGGCUGACUGCAUCGUUCCAUGCCUGGAAGAAACACGACGAGGCCUCCCCGGAUCCUCACCUUCCAGGGCUUGAUGCUUUUAGUAAAGAACAGCUCUUUUUCAUCUCCUAUGGUAAUUGGUGGUGCAGCAAGACCACGAAGGAAGCUGCUGAGCGGGCGAUUUACAAUGACCCGCAUGCGCCCAAGGCGGCACGAAUCAUUGGAACUAUGGCCAAUUCUCGCGAGUUCAACGAAGCAUUCAACUGUCCCGAGAAGAAGCCUGUCUGCAAGCUGUGGUAG
Molecule: messenger RNA, 2340 nt
Organism: Penicillium macrosclerotiorum
Lineage: Eukaryota; Fungi; Ascomycota; Eurotiomycetes; Eurotiales; Aspergillaceae
Product: M13 family metallopeptidase
Exons: 6
Coding region: 1-2340 (779 amino acids)
Biological process (GO): protein processing
Cellular component (GO): plasma membrane
Molecular function (GO): metalloendopeptidase activity
Source: RefSeq, a predicted model, not a curated record